UGUAGGAUGAAAAGCUGCAGAGGGUGGGCCCAAACCAGCUGCUGCCUUGCCAUCCGUGUGCUUCUGGCCUCCAGGGAUGACACCAGACAGCAUGCUCCUGAAGGCACCCCUGCUUCUGGGGCUUAUUGUGCUGGUGCCUCAUGUCUGCAGUUCUGACUUUGUGGACAUUAAUAAGAGAGCAAAUUACUUUGCCCUAUGUGUGGAGUUUGCAGUGUUCCAUUUCAACCAAGUCUAUCCAGAUGAGUAUGCAUACAAGCUGCUGUGGAUACGACGAAGCCAGCGCAAGAAUACAGACUGCUGUCCAGAACUCAUUCUGUCCAUGCCCAGAUUCUGGUCCCCACAUGAACUGUCCUGAUCCAAGCACCAUACCAGCAGAGCUCUGAUGGGGAGAGUCUCACCCCUUCAUUACAUUCUUGAAGAGAGCCCAUGCACAGAGCCCACCAGCUUCUUUCCCAUUUCCUGACCCUCUGCCUCUUCUUUAGAUAGCAGUCAGCCCUGGACUCCUGGAGGCUGCAGGAGUUCCUUGGGCAUAGAGACUACAGCUGAUGCUUCAGCCCCUGCACUCUGUCCUAGCUCAGGGUCUGGUGAACAUUCAAGUGGGGUCAUUGGUGCGUGUGUGUGUGUGUGUUGGUGAUGUUGAUGGUACAUGUCUAGGUAUGAAUAGCUACCGUGUGUCAGCUGUAAGAACUGAGUCCCAAGUGAAGUCAGCUUUCUAGACAAUUCCAGGUCAGUCCACUGAGAGGCAGAUUCCUCCCUAUGGUGAUU
Molecule: messenger RNA, 765 nt
Organism: Hyaena hyaena (striped hyena)
Lineage: Eukaryota; Metazoa; Chordata; Mammalia; Carnivora; Hyaenidae
Product: probable cystatin-15
Exons: 2
Coding region: 77-355 (92 amino acids)
Source: RefSeq, a predicted model, not a curated record